Messenger RNA from Thlaspi arvense, 444 nucleotides. NCBI's taxonomy places the organism in Eukaryota, Viridiplantae, Streptophyta, Magnoliopsida, Brassicales, Brassicaceae. The record is from the annotation of a GenBank genome assembly.
AUGACCAAUUUAACAGCUUUGUCGAUGAUACAAGAUGAACAUAAUGAGCAGUUUUCAAGGCUAAAGGACUACAAGACAGAGCUUAUAAGGCAAUUAACGGACUUAACUUCUGGAGAAGAUCCCUUGAAACCACCAUUCAACCACCAUCAAGAGAUGACCGGCUGCCUACAAAGGAGGAAAAGAAAAAAAAAAAGGAAAGGGUCUCCACAGAAGAAGAAGAAAGGAAAGGGAAUAAAUGAGCAUAAAAAGAAGACAAUAAAGCUGGCUGUAAAGGGGAGAAUCUCAUGUUGUGGACGGUGUGGACUCCCAGGACAUAACUCAAGAAGAUGUGAUCAAACCGGAUGUUUCUUUCCCAGACCAAAGAAACAACCAUCCGGUCUUAGUGAGAGAGAGGGACCAAGCCAGCAAAGCCAACCAUCGCAGAAUUCUCAUCAACCAUCGCAG